AUGGCCGGAUGGUUCUCCUCAGGAACCUCUGCUCUCGACGAGCAGAUCGAGAAAGCCACUUCUUCCAGCUUGGAGGACAUUGCCACAAGCCUGGAAAUCUCAGAUCUGAUCAGAUCCAAAACUGUGCAGCCUAAAGAUGCUAUGCGGUCAUUAAAGAGACGGAUAGGCAACAAGAAUCCAAAUAUUCAACUUUCCGCCUUGAAGCUCACCGACACCUGUGUUAAAAAUGGCGGCUCGCAUUUCCUCGCCGAAAUCGCCUCUCGCGAGUUCAUGGACAAUCUUGUUUCGUUACUGAAGGCAUACGGGGCCGCUUCCGUCAACGACGAGGUCAAGCAAAAGAUACUCGAGUUGGUGCAGAGCUGGGCCAGUGCUACGCAAGGACGAUACGAACUAUCAUAUAUCAACGAAGUUUACAAGAGCUUACAGAAAGAAGGCUUCAAGUUUCCACCUAAAGUGGAGAUCUCCAGCAGUAUGGUGGAUAGCAGCGCGCCGCCUGAGUGGGCUGACAGCGAUGUCUGCAUGCGAUGCCGAACCGCGUUCACCUUCACCAAUCGGAAACACCACUGCAGGAAUUGCGGCAAUGUCUUCGAUCAGCAAUGCUCCUCCAAGUCGAUCCCUUUGCCCCAUCUGGGCAUCAUGCAACCUGUUCGAGUCGACGACGGUUGUUACGACAAGUUGACGAAGAAGUCAUCCGGGGGUUCUGAGCGCCGGGUUUCCUUCGCACCUAAACCGAGUACUAUGCAACCACGAAGCGCUCGAGUGGAGGCCGGUAGCUUUGACGAGGACUUGAAAAGAGCGCUGGAAAUGAGUUUAGAAGAAGCCAGAGGAGUGUCAGGCUCCGGGUAUGUUCCGCCAUCACAGUCCAAGCAAGAGCCGGCGAAGACAAAUGGUGCAUCGAAUGAGGAAGAGGAUGAUCCGGACUUGAAAGCCGCUCUGGCUUUGUCUCUGAAGGAAGCUGAGGAACAGGCUAAGAAGCAUGCGGCCUCGAUGAAGAAAUCUGCCGACGAUGGAGCCAGCUCCACGCAACCGUUUGUUAUGCCCAAGAACGAUUAUGAAUUGUCGAUUAUGGAAGCUGAAAACAUCAACCUGUUCUCGACGUUAGUGGAUCGACUACAGCAUCAGCCUCCAGGAACUAUUCUCCGAGAACCACAAAUUCAAGAAUUGUAUGAAAGCAUUGGUAAGCUUCGGCCCAAACUGGCCAGAACUCUGGGUGAGACAAUGUCCAAGAAUGACGCAUUGCUUGAUUUGCACGCGAAACUAUCCACCGUUGUGCGAUACUACGAUCGCAUGCUUGAAGAGCGAUUGAACAAUACGUAUAAUCAAAGAAACUCCGGUUACACAGCAUAUGGACUACCCUCGCCCGCUGCGGCACCUCAACCGUCCGGAAUGUACCCUUCAAUAGCCUCAGGACCGCCGCCGUCCAUGAAUACUGGUCCUGGCGGUGCAGAGAACUAUUAUUUCAGCAAUGCACCUAUGGAGUCGUAUGCUCCUCCUCCUCCUCCUUCUCAGCAGACACCAAUGGCCCAGCCACAACGGUCCUAUUCAUAUACCGGUCAGAAGCAGGAAGCUCCUGCAUCUCCAUAUCAAUACGCAGCAAAUCAACAGCCUUCGCAACAACAUCAACCAAGCAGUCAGCCUCCUCAAUUCAACCAACCCUCUUCCCCACAAAUGUAUCAACAAUAUCCAUCUCAGCCCUCCCAGCCACAGUAUCCUCAAAUGCCUCCGGCUGAUCCCCAGCAAACGCCAACAUCGUAUGCCCCGAUGCCUCCAAUGUCUCCUGAGGCUCCGACUCCACAGCCACCAUCGCAAUAUCAAACACAACAACAAGUACAACAAACUCCACAACCCUACCCACAACAACCCCCGCCUUCGAGUCAGCCUCAUCAACAAAGUUACUCUCAACCACAACAGUACGUUCCUCAACAGCAGGGGCAGCCACCGUCGCAGCAACCAGCUCCACAAUCGAUACCCAACUCAUACGGCUCUUACCCAACCUAUACGCAAGAACACUUCCCCUCCGCGCCGCAGCAUACGCCGUCAUACCAACAACCACAGUCCCAUCCACAGCAGCAUCAACCGCAGCCCGUUGCCGUGGAGGAAAGUUUGAUCGAGCUCUGA
This is a messenger RNA of Rhinocladiella mackenziei CBS 650.93, 2118 nucleotides long. RefSeq lists its product as uncharacterized. Gene Ontology annotation, molecular function: ubiquitin binding; metal ion binding; phosphatidylinositol-3-phosphate binding. Lineage: Eukaryota; Fungi; Ascomycota; Eurotiomycetes; Chaetothyriales; Herpotrichiellaceae. Gene Ontology annotation, cellular component: ESCRT-0 complex. The record is from RefSeq and is a predicted model, not a curated record. The coding region runs from base 1 to 2118 and encodes 705 amino acids. The transcript has a single exon. Gene Ontology annotation, biological process: protein transport to vacuole involved in ubiquitin-dependent protein catabolic process via the multivesicular body sorting pathway; protein targeting to vacuole.